Molecule: messenger RNA, 3895 nt
Organism: Xyrauchen texanus (razorback sucker)
Lineage: Eukaryota; Metazoa; Chordata; Actinopteri; Cypriniformes; Catostomidae
Product: TNFAIP3-interacting protein 1-like
Exons: 19
Coding region: 189-2180 (663 amino acids)
Biological process (GO): negative regulation of canonical NF-kappaB signal transduction; cellular response to lipopolysaccharide; regulation of transcription by RNA polymerase II
Source: RefSeq, a predicted model, not a curated record
UAGAUAAGGUUUCCUCUUGUGUAAGAUCACCUAUCAGCGUGAUGUUGACAGCACUAGGGUUGUUUAAAGACGUCUUGUCAUGGAAAGGAAAGUGAAAGGGUUUGGCUGAUCUGGGUGGUUGGGAGUACAGAGUUCAGUUGCUGUUGUCAAGUACAGUGAAACAUGUUUGGUAAGUGACUGUGUGACCGAUGGAAGGAAAAGGGCCUUAUCGCAUCUAUGAUCCUGGUGGGAGCGAUUGCCAGGUCAAAGACGAGGCCAGCAGCCUGAGCUACAGACAGCUGCUAGAGGAGAACAGCACAUUGAGGGAGAGAAUGAAGGGUUUGAAAAGUUUAGAUAUAUGUCAUACAGGUUUUGGAAAACAUGAGGGAGACCUGUUAGAGGAUUCUCAGACGGAGGCAGCGAAGCUUCGGAAGAGGGUGGAAGAGCUGGUGAGGAAUAACGAAGCUCUAAAGUCAUCCACGACCAGCUUUGCCUCCAGUCUGUCCAUGGGUGCACCUGUUCAGACAGAGACACAAGGUCAUGGCAAACAUCACGGUAAUCCUACAAUAGACAGGCAAGAAUCACGAGACUGCUUAACUGGAAAUAUUUUACAACCACAGGCAACUGAAAGUUCGUCGGAGUUUGAAGUGGUGAAUAUGGAAGAGAAAAUCAUCUCUGAAACCCAAACGCCUGGAGUGAUGCACCUGCCCCAGGAGAACGUGGAACUGGCGAGUCAACUCCAGCGACUGGAGAGUUCUUUCAGUGUGUUUGCUGAAGAGUCCAACCCAAAUCAGCUGCUGGCUCACCUAGGCCGCAUGGCUGUGGAGUUCCACCACCUCUCAUCCAAAGUCCAGAAGAAUGAACAGAGAACAUCUCUCUUACAGACACUUUGUGAACAGCUAAGACAGGAAAACAACGAGCUUAGGAAAAAAAUGGAGGAGGACCUUCAGUAUUGCAACAUAGAUUUGGAACAGCUAAGACUGGAGAACCUGAAACUGAAGGAGAAGGUUUGCGGAGGCGGCCAGGCAGCCCCGACUGAGCAGCCGAGCCCGAAAGAGGAGCCAGUGAAAGAGGACGCUGCAAAAACCAAGGUGGAAAUGACCAUGACUCAGCAGUCAGUUAAAGCUGUGGAAAAAACACCAUCAAAGACCCUCGAUCCAGAGGUUUACGAGAAGAAGAUCAAGCUUCUGGAGAAACAGAGGAGAGAUGUUCUGGAGGUGAACAAGCAGUGGGACAUUCAGUGGAAUUCUAUGAAGUCACAGUUUGAGCAAAAGAUUACAGACCUGCGGCAGCGGCUCGCUGACUCUCAGAAGGCCAUACUUGAGCUUGAAGCAGAACGUGAGCAGAAACAGAGAGACUAUGACAAAAAACUCCUCCUCGCCAAGUCGAAGAUCGACAAUGUGCAGGGUGAGAAGGAAUGCCUUACCUCAGAGACAUGCGAGUUGAAACAAAAGGUGCACUACCUGCAGGACCAGUUGCUACCACUUACUAAACAAAGAGAAUACCAGGAAAAAGAGAUCCAGCGGCUCAACAGGGCAUUAGAGGAAGCAUUGAACCUUCAGUCUCCCUCUUCCACCCAGCCUGGCAUAAAUCUGGGAGAGGGUGUGGCUAAUCUGAGACAGCAGGAGCUGCACACACAGAUAGCCGUACUGAAAGAGCAGGUCAAGAUAUUUGAAGAAGACUUCCGGAAGGAGAGGAGCGACAGAGAGAGGAUGAAUGAAGAGAAAGAAGAUCUGAGGCGGCAGGUGGAGAGGCUACAGGGUCAAAUGACUAAUCUGACUAAUCAGCUUCAUCAAGCACAGAAUGAGUGUCAGAGAGAGCGUUCUGACAGGUGUAAACUGGAGAGACUGCAGAAGCAGCUAAAGCAGGGGCAACAGGAGAGGAGGACAUCCGAUCCCACAUCUGGCACUGCCAAUGGCCCCAUGAGCCCUCCAUACUGCGGCCCGUUUGUUCAUGUGGGCCAUCAGGGUCUAGAAGGAUGGCCCAUUCACUUCCCCCCCAGGAUGCCUAACAUCAGUACGGCGCCCGGCAGGGACUUCCAGCCUGUUAACCCAGGCUUUCCCUGGCAGUCAUCCUUCCCGCAGCCACGUGGUUCUAGAGUACAAGCAGACACAGCAAGACCACCUCCAGAAAAUGCAGAAAUGGGAGCGACUGGAUUUGGGAAAAGGGAGCGCCAGAACAUAGAUCCUGGAAAGCACUAAAGACAUACUCUUUCCUGGAAUGUCUCCCGACUAGUAGCAUGAUGCAGUUUAUUUUCAUUUGGCAUGGUGUGAACUAUUGUUUUUUUUCCCCCCCUACUGUGUACAUGUAUAUAUCUACCACUGAGACAAAAGUUGUUUAUAUACUUAAGUUUUAUAAUCCUGUUUGUGAAACACUGUUCUGGCAAAUUAGGAAUAUAUACAUUAAUUAUUUUUCCUUUUUAUGAUUGAAUUUGAAAUGAUCCACUUUAUAUAAUUCUAUGCAGGAAUUGAAGUCAGUUAUUUAAUGGAUAAAAUUAUUGAACAUAAUUUUUAAACAAUAUACCUGUAGAGGUGCGUAAGGGAGAAAAAACAAAAUCUACACCAAUUCAUUGAAUGAAAAUCACGUUAUAAGUUUAUAUUUAUUACAAUGUGAUUCAGUAACGCAUCAGAAUAUAAUGUUUUGGUAGUUGUAAAUAGACUGAAUGAUUCGUAAAAGCAAGCUUUAGAAUAUUGAGCCUUUCAUCAACAAAGACAAUUGUAGGGACAACCUGAGAAAAGUUUAAAAUUUAGCAACUCUAUAGGUGAAUUGUCUUGAAAAUGUCCAACACUUAGAUUGACUGAUCUGAAUCGUGAAUCAUUCAUUGGCUGUAGUUGUGAUGGUCACGCACAGUUGCAUGUGUCCACAUCAUUUAUUGAAGUCAUGUACAACACCUGUCAAACCUUUUUAUCUAUUAGAUUAUGCUCGUCAGAGUUCUGGGAUCACUUCAAUAAGUGCUUCAGAUGGCUUGUUGAUCUUUCAAAUGCUUAUGAUUGUAAUUUAAAUAAUAAUUGAUCGAGAAGGGCCUUUAUCAGGUCCUAGUCAAUGGAUGCCAGAAGUAACGUGAUAGAUUUGCUAAUUUUGUUCAAGAUUCAGUGUUCAAAUAUUAUUCCCAGUGUGCAAAUGGAAGUGAUAAGUUAUUUAUAAUCUAUUGUUUUGACAACUGAGUGUGGUUUAUUGUCUUAUGUAAUGUUAUCUUUUGUGUAUUGUUUUGUGUCUCCCUUUACAUAUUGUAGCUACUGGAAGCUUAUAAGAUGUGCGUUUGCGCGUUUGUGCAUGCACACAGUCACCGGAAGCGGGCCAGAAUAAAUGCUAAAUUAAUGGUAUCACAUCAGUGCCGCCCACUUUCAUUGGUCUCACUCUUGAUUUAGGCUGAGCAUCAGGAGAGGAAAUAACCAAAUCAUCACAAGACUGAUUAGCAAAGGUUCCAAUGUCACACUCAUAAACGUAAUAUGUUUGGAACUAGAUGAUCAGGGUAAGAAUCAUGUCCUUUCUUCUUUACAGUCAUCUGCCACCAUGAAGGCUGUUUGUCCACAUGUGUACAAUGUUUUCAACUGCAUUGACCAAUGCUUUGAACCAAAUGGAAAACAAUUUGUAUGCUCGCAAAAUUUUCCCAAUGGCAAGCAAUUAAUUUGCAUUCAAACAAUGAUUUUUGUCAUGUAAGUGUAAAAAUAAAAAAGGCAGACUUUUCAUUUAUUAAUAUAUGGUUGAGUUACAUGUGUGUUUUUAAAAUGAAACUGAAAUGUCUGUGAGCAGAAUUGCACUCUGAGAUUUGUGCUUUAUUUACUCGUGCUCAUAAUGUGCUGGUUGGCAGUCUUGUGCUUUUUUUUCUGACUUUUUUUCCUUCAGUGGGUGAAAGCAGAUCUUAUGUGAAACUUUUGUAAUUGAUUAGUAUAAUAAAUAUAUUCUAUCUGUCUAA